Drosophila simulans is the source of this 1207-nucleotide messenger RNA. It is a transcript of the gene RpL22, whose product is annotated as 60S ribosomal protein L22. Gene Ontology annotation, cellular component: ribosome. The transcript is spliced from 3 exons. The record is from RefSeq and is a predicted model, not a curated record. Gene Ontology annotation, biological process: cytoplasmic translation. Lineage: Eukaryota; Metazoa; Arthropoda; Insecta; Diptera; Drosophilidae. The coding region runs from base 22 to 1041 and encodes 339 amino acids. Gene Ontology annotation, molecular function: structural constituent of ribosome; RNA binding.
AGCGGAGUCCCAAACCCAGGGAUGCAUUUGCAGCGUGGCUUUUCGGAAUACGGCGUUGACGCGCUGCGGCCACACCAGCCAUCUCUUCUUCUUGCCGUCGCUUCCGCUUUCUGUUCUUUUUCCUCGUGGUUUUCAACUGACAAGAUGGCUCCUACCGCCAAGACCAACAAGGGUGAUACCAAGACCGCUGCUGCCAAGCCAGCGGAGAAGAAGGCCGCUCCCGCAGCCGCCGCCGCCAAGGGCAAGGUGGAGAAGCCGAAGGCUGAGGCCGCCAAGCCCGCGGCCGCCGCGGCCAAGAACGUGAAGAAGGCGCCCGAGGCGGCCAAGGAUGUGAAGGCAGCCGCCGCUGCUGCCAAGCCCGCGGCAGCUAAGCCCGCAGCUGCCAAGCCCACCGCCGCUGCCAAAGAUGCCGGAAAGAAGGCUCCCGUUGCUGCUCCCAAGAAGGACGCCAAGGCUGCCGCUGCUCCGGCUGCCGCCAAGGCUGCUCCGGCCAAGAAGGCUGCCUCUACUCCUGCUGCCGCUCCCCCAGCAAAGAAGGCUGCUCCCGCUAAGGCCGCAGCCCCGGCUGCUGCUGCUCCCGCUCCGGCUGCAGCUGCUCCUGCUGUCGCUAAGCCUGCGCCUAAGCCGAAGGCCAAGGCUGCCCCAGCUCCCAGCAAGGUAGUCAAGAAGAACGUGCUGCGUGGCAAGGGACAGAAGAAGAAGAAGGUCUCGCUGCGCUUCACCAUCGACUGCACCAACAUUGCUGAGGAUAGCAUCAUGGAUGUGGCCGACUUCGAGAAGUACAUCAAGGCCCGCCUUAAGGUCAACGGCAAGGUGAACAACCUGGGCAACAACGUCACCUUCGAGCGCUCCAAGCUGAAGCUCAUUGUCAGCUCCGACGUGCACUUCUCCAAGGCAUACCUUAAGUACUUGACCAAGAAGUACCUGAAGAAGAACAGCCUGCGCGACUGGAUCCGCGUGGUGGCCAACGAAAAGGACUCGUACGAGCUGCGCUACUUCAGAAUCAGCUCCAACGACGAUGAGGACGACGAUGCCGAGUAAAGAUGUAGCCGAUCCAUUCAGUGGAAUCACUAGGUUUACAUUGGUUUUUAUUAUACAUUUCACGUCCUCAAGCGGCGUGUUUUUAUAAGCUAACAGCAAGAUGUGAACUCAUGAAAAAAAGAAAACUUCGGGCUAGCCUCAAUAAAACAAUUGUGUGUGAACCUUA